Messenger RNA from Marasmius oreades (fairy-ring Marasmius), 423 nucleotides. RefSeq lists its product as uncharacterized. The record is from RefSeq and is a predicted model, not a curated record. Gene Ontology annotation, molecular function: oxidoreductase activity. Bases 1 to 423 code for a protein of 140 amino acids. Gene Ontology annotation, cellular component: cytoplasm. NCBI's taxonomy places the organism in Eukaryota, Fungi, Basidiomycota, Agaricomycetes, Agaricales, Marasmiaceae. The transcript has 2 exons.
AUGUCAGAGGUGACACAGAAGGAAAUCAAAGGUGGGAAAGAUGAUAGGGUAUGGAAUCAAGAGAUCCAAGAUGAUGCGUUGAACGCGUUUUGGAAGACGUUUGGUGAGAGGUUGACGAGCGCGAGGGUCAAUUUGUAUGGAGAGGAGAAAGUUGCAGAAGGACUGUUGGGUGUGGGCGAAGGACAUCAGUAUGGAUGGACGGGCAUUUUGGGCAUGACGAAGGAUUCGGUGCCCUUUAUUGGUAAAGUACCCGGGAAGGAGGGACAGUGGGUGAUCGCUGGGUUUAAUGGUCAUGGAAUGGCCCGUAUAUUUGGCUGUGCGCCUGGCCUUGUGAAGUCGAUUAUGGGUGGAAGGUGGGCGGAUACAGGCAUGCCUGAAUGCUUUGAGAUUACGCCAGAAAGGCUGGAAAGGCUGAAAAUCUAA